CACACACAAACACUUCUUCUUUCUCUCUUUACUUCUGCCAACUUCAUACUGUCCUCUAUUUCUCUUAUAUAAAUUUCUCCUUUUUCUUGUACCUUGCAAUCUCUCUCUCUCUCUCUCUCGCUCUCUCUCUCUCUCUCUCUAUCUCUCUCUCUCUCUCUCUCUCACACACACACACACACACACACAAAAACACUCAUGAGCACACACACAUAGACUCUUGAGUCAUAUACCAGUUCUCUCCACAUUAGCUAAUCGCACAUCACCAUUCUCACAUUUCCACCCGCUCUGAUAGCCACACACACUUUUACCCACAAGCUCUCCCCACCACACACACUGGUACACACCCUCUGCUCUCUCUCUCUUUUCUCCCUCCCAGCCAUACACAUUCUCUCUCUCCCUCAGUCCUCAGCUGCACCUCAGCACAGUAACAUGUUGCCUCGCUGCAGCUCCCGCACAGAGCGCUGAGCAGACGCUUCCAGCUCUAUGUCUCACUGACCAAACAUACAGAGCAAACAACAAGGAGAAGAGGAGGAAGGGUCGUCUCUCUUCUUUUUUUGUCCUGCCACAUUCUUGUAGAGAAAAGGAAGCUGUGGAGGACAGAUUUGAGCGCAGCCUUGGCUUACUUUCACUGAGGGGGACAGAGAAGGAAGUGGCGGCUGAGGAUGAUCUGGAGACCAGAGGAGCAGAAAAGUUAGGUUGGCGCUUGUCUCUUACGCUCUGCUGCUGAACCAUCGGAAACAACUGACCAAAGUUUUCUGAGCAGGAAGGAGGAAGAGGAGGAGGUGGACUUUUAAUGGUGAGGAGCAUCCCUCACACUGGUGACUUUUUGUGACUCGUGUUUGGUCAGCCAGAAAGUAAGACCAACUCCAGAGGCGGCUCCCCAUGUGGCAGGAGGCUCUGUGGACCCGUGGACGCUACUUGCUGGAGAAGAACGAUGGCGGCGAGUGCACCGAGGGGCCUGAGAGCUUGGCAGAUGGGUGCCCGGGGUUCCAGGGUGAGGUGUACGUGGAAGUGGAAAAGCCGCAGGACUGGCUGUAUGAGUCCUACUACAGAAUGAGCCAGCAGCAUCCGCUCAUCGUGUUCCUGCUGCUGAUUGUCAUGGGAACCUGCCUCGCGUUGCUGGCCGUGUUCUUUGCCUCAGGACUGAAUACAGAAGACCACCUGACAUUCCUCAUCACAGUUCCCGCAGCUCUCUUCCUCUUCCUGUCCAUCUUCAUCCUUGUCUGCAUUGAAUCGGUCUUCAAGCGGAUGCUCGGCCUGUUCUCUCUGCUUAUAUGGGCCUGUCUGGUCACCAUGGGUUACCUGUUCAUGUUCUCAGGAGGGAUCCUCAGCCCCUGGGACCAGGUGUCCUUCUUUCUCUUUAUUGUGUUUGUUGUCUACACCAUGCUGCCCUUCUCCAUGAGAGGGGCUAUUAUUGCCAGCGCCAUCACCUGCUCCUCUCACACUGUCACCCUCAGCGUGUGUCUGGCCUUCACUGUCACAGAACUGGAACCUCUGGUCUGGCAGAUCUUAGCUAAUGUGAUCAUCUUUACCUGCGGCAACCUGGCUGGGGCGUACCACAAACAUCUGAUGGACCUCGCUCUAAAACAGACCUACCAAGACACCUGCAACUGUAUCAAGUCCCCUAUUAAACUUGAGUUUGAGAAGCAUCAGCAGGAGCGUUUGCUGUUAUCCUUACUGCCCGCCCACAUAGCCAGAGUGAUGAAGGCUGAGAUCAUCCAGCGGCUGCAGGGACCCAACUUUGGUCGCACUGAGAGCACCAACAACUUCCAUAACCUCUAUGUGCAGCGGCACACUAAUGUCAGCAUUCUGUACGCCGACAUUGUGGGCUUCACCAGGCUGGCCAGUGACUGCUCUCCAGGUGAACUUGUGCAUAUGUUGAAUGAGCUCUUCGGCAAGUUUGAUCAGAUUGCAAAGGAAAAUGAGUGCAUGAGAAUCAAGAUUCUGGGAGACUGUUACUACUGCGUCUCCGGUCUGCCUGAGUCGCUGCCUCACCACGCCAGGAACUGCGUGAAGAUGGGCUUGGAUAUGUGUGAGGCCAUCAAGAAGGUCCGAGAUGCCACUGGAGUUGAUAUAAACAUGCGAGUAGGAGUUCACUCCGGGAAUGUCCUUUGUGGAGUGAUCGGGCUCAGGAAGUGGCAGUAUGAUGUGUGGUCACAUGAUGUGACACUAGCCAAUCAUAUGGAGGCAGGAGGUGUGCCUGGGAGGGUCCAUAUAUCCUCGGUGACGUUGGAGCAUUUGAAGUGCUCUUAUAAAGUGGAGCCUGGAAAUGGGCAGAGCCGAGACUCCUAUUUGAAAGAACAUGGAGUGGUCACUUACCUGGUCAUCAACCCCAAGACUGAGAGGCACAGCCCCCUGCUGGGCGUCCGCUCUCGUCCCUCCCUGGACGGCGGGAAGAUGAGGGCGUCUGUCAGAAUGACACGAUACCUGGAGUCCUGGGGUGCAGCCAAGCCCUUCGCCAACCUCCACCACAGAGACAGCAUGACCACAGACAAUGGCAAGAUCAACACAACUGAUGUUCCUAUGGGCCAGUACCACUUCCAGAGACGAGAGAGGUCCAAAUCUCAACGGAGGAGGUUUGAGGAGGAACUUAAUGAGAGAAUGAUUCGCACUAUUGACGGCAUCAACUCACAGAAGCAGUGGUUAAAGUCGGAGGACAUCCAGAGGAUCUCAUUGUUCUUUCACAACAAAGCUCUGGAGAAGGAGUACAGAUCUACAACGUUACCAGCCUUCAAGUACUAUGUGACCUGCGCCUGUCUCAUAUUCUGCUGUAUAUUCAUAGUGCAGGUCCUCGUCUUGCCCAAAACUGCGGUGCUGGGGAUCUCCUUUGGCCUGGCUUUCUUGCUGUUGGCUUUGAUCCUGCUACUUUGCUUUGCAGGUCACAUUCUGCAGGGGGGAAAGGGCUCAUUCUGCUCUCUAACCUGGUUCCCCACUUCCUCCCGCAUCAUCGUAACCAAUAAUCCCUGGCUGCGAUUGGUUUUCACCAUGACAACCACUGCUCUCAUACUAGUGAUGGCUGUCUUUAACAUGUUCUUUGUGGAGGAUCCAGGAGGACCUGGAGAGGAGGUACGGACAACUUCUCCACCUGUAAACCUAACUAACGAGACCCUGUUGGACAAUAUGGAAGAAAACUUUGGGGAAAACAAGUUUUACCUCCCAUACUUUAUCUACUGCUGCAUCCUGGGCCUGGUGUCAUGCUCAGUGUUCCUGAGAAUUAACUACGAGCUGAAGAUGGUAGUGAUGCUGGUUGCAGUGGUGAUCUAUAACAUCAUUAUCCUCCAGACACACGCCUCCCUGUUGGAUGGAUUUAGCAGAGCACUGUACCAAACAAAUACGCUGGAUAGACCAGGAGUACUGAAAGAUCUGAAGACGAUGGGCUCUGUGUCUCUUUUUAUCUUCUUCGUCACCCUGCUGGUGUUAGCGAGACAGAAUGAAUAUUACUGUAGGUUGGACUUCCUGUGGAGGGACAAGUUCAAAAGGGAGUGCGAGGAGAUAGAGACCAUGGAGAACCUCAACAGAGUCCUGCUGGAGAACGUGUUACCUGCACAUGUGGCUGAACACUUCCUGGGGAGGAACUGGAAAAAUGAGGAUCUUUACCAUCAGUCAUACGAGUCGGUGUGUGUGAUGUUCGCCUCCAUCCCAGACUUCAAAGAGUUUUAUACAGAGUCUGAUGUCAAUAAGGAAGGACUGGAGUGCCUCCGUCUUCUAAACGAGAUCAUAGCCGACUUUGAUGAGCUGCUGUCCAAACCCAAGUUCAGUGGUGUGGAGAAGAUCAAGACCAUUGGGAGCACCUACAUGGCUGCAACUGGACUCAAUGUGACACCAGGACCAGAGAGUAUACAGGAACAUGACAGACAGUACAUGCACAUUGGCACCAUGGUGGAAUUUGCCUUUGCUCUAGUGGGGAAGCUCGAUGUUAUCAACAAACACUCCUUCAACGACUUCAGACUCCGAAUUGGGAUAAACCAUGGGCCAGUUAUUGCAGGAGUUAUAGGAGCCCAGAAGCCUCAGUACGACAUCUGGGGCAACAGUGUGAAUGUGGCAAGUAGGAUGGAGACCACUGGAGUACUGGGAAAAAUACAGGUAACAGAGGAGACAAGUCAUAUUUUAUCAACACUUGGGUACAUGUGUUCAUGUCGCGGCAUCAUCAAUGUGAAGGGCAAGGGAGACCUGAAGACAUACUUUGUUCACACAGAGAUGACCCGCUCUCUGUCACAAGGGACUGUGAUGCCUUGAGCAGAACACGCUUACUGAAAAAAUAAGACUUAAGAACACAAUCACACUCAAAGUGGCUGUACGAGUGAUUUGCCAUGCUCUGUAACUAACACCCAUUACCAGAGGACAGCAGUACAGUGGAUAGACCCAGUUUUGUCCCCAGCAACACAGUGUAGAGCAGUGGUGCUGAGAAGUACGGACACAGUCCUCCAGUGCUGCUUUUUGGACCCAUUUUCAUCACUCGAGUGUAAACAAAGGACAGUACUCUGAGGAGUCUCUUCACUGUGUAAAGGAGUGCCUGACUUAGGAGAGGUUUGCUACAUUAGUGCAGCCCUGAAGGACCUCAGUCACCUGUCUGUACAGUAGUAGUGGUGUGGAUCUAAUUAGCCAUGCCAGUGUUGCAGUGCUUCAGAGCCUUAUACUUGAGCAAACUGAGCUGCCUGCCGAGCUGUGCUUUUUUGUAUCUGCCUUGUUGGCACUGUGUGCCGGUUUUGUUCAGUUUUAUUCCAAAUGGAUGCUACAAUAGUUUAUUGUCAUAUAACGCAGCUCAUGCCAGCAAGUUGCCAGUGUGGUGGGUAGUUUGCCAAAACCUGUGAAUUGUAUUUAUAGCUUCAGGGCUGCCUUUGUGUCCCACUGAAGCGGAGGUGGACUCAGGCACAGGAUCCAAGAGGAAAGUAGAGGUUUCUUUUUUAUAAUUUAUCUGGAAACAAACCAACAGCUAUGAGUGUAAAUGUUCACUGCCAUCCUUUUGUUAUUCAUUAAACAUUUGAUAUAAA
Messenger RNA from Notolabrus celidotus (New Zealand spotty), 4991 nucleotides. RefSeq names its product adenylate cyclase 2b (brain) (gene adcy2b). Gene Ontology annotation, molecular function: adenylate cyclase activity. Bases 883 to 4236 code for a protein of 1117 amino acids. The record is from RefSeq and is a predicted model, not a curated record. Gene Ontology annotation, cellular component: plasma membrane. The transcript has 25 exons. Gene Ontology annotation, biological process: cAMP biosynthetic process; adenylate cyclase-inhibiting G protein-coupled receptor signaling pathway; adenylate cyclase-activating G protein-coupled receptor signaling pathway. NCBI's taxonomy places the organism in Eukaryota, Metazoa, Chordata, Actinopteri, Labriformes, Labridae.